This is a messenger RNA of Racocetra persica, 272 nucleotides long. The record is from the annotation of a GenBank genome assembly. Lineage: Eukaryota; Fungi; Glomeromycota; Glomeromycetes; Diversisporales; Gigasporaceae.
AAUCAUCAUCGUCAGAAGAAAGUGAACCAGAAUCAUCGUCAGAGGAAAGUGACAAUAAUAAAAAAAUGACGAAUAUAGAUAAUCAGAGUGAAUCGGAGUCAUCAUCCGAGUCAAAGGAAAGUGACAAUGAAUCGACUUCGUCAUCCGGAGAAAGUGACAAUGAUAAAAUAAAAAAUAAAAAAAUAACACGUUUAGGCGAACAAAGUAAAUCAGAAUAUUCAUCGUCAGAGGAAAGUGAACCAGAAUCAUCAUCGUCAGAAGAAAAACCAUGA